UAAAGAAACGGGAAGUUCGUGAUUCACGCGAGGUCCAAUUGUUGCAACUUUAUUCUUUCAACAAGACACGAGUUCGCGUGCACCGUUGGAACACAGUUUGUGUUGUCAAAUUGUUAGUGUACAAGUGAGUCCUGUUCACCACCGGUGUCGGUGUUUUAUCUCCUGGUCAUGGGGUCUCUGUUCCGCAGUGAAGAAGUCUGUCUGAUACAGCUCUUCCUCCAAUCAGGAUCGGCUUACAACUGUGUCAGUGAACUGGGAGAACUGGGAAUAGUGGAGUUCAGAGAUUUGAAUCCAAAUGUGAACGCGUUCCAAAGGAAGUUUGUGAGUGAAGUAAGGAGAUGUGAAGAGUUGGAGAAAACAUUUGUAUUUUUGGAGCAGGAGAUUGUUCGCUGUCUCUCCCAGAAGCUGCAACCCCCAAUUCCCACCCCUCCUGCCCCCCAGCCCAGAGAACUCCUCACCAUCGAGGAGGAGAGUGAGCGCUUGGCCCGUGAACUCAGGGAGGUGUCCAGGAACAGAGACAGCCUCCGAUCUCAGUAUACUCAGCUGUGUCAGUACAGAGGAGUUUUAAAACAGACACAUUCACUCACGGCAUCACAGGCCCCGCUGGUCUCAUUUGACCCUGUGGGUCUGGUAGAGAAUAGGCAGGAUGUCAGGCUGAGCUUUGUGGCCGGUGUGGUUCACCCGUGGAAAGUGCCCGCCUUCGAGAGGCUGUUGUGGCGAGCCUGUCGUGGUUACAUCAUCGUGGACUUUCAUGAGAUGGAAGAGAAACUUGAACAUCCUGAUUCUGGGGAAGAGGUACAGUGGACCGUGUUUUUAAUUUCGUUCUGGGGAGAUCAAAUUGGCCAGAAAGUGAAGAAGAUCUGUGAUUGCUUCCACACACAAACGUUUCCUUACCCUGAGAACCAGACAGAGAGAGAGGAGACUCUGAAUGGACUUAGAGGACGAAUCGAGGACAUCAAAUCAGUGAUGGGUGAGACGGAGCAGUACAUGCAGCAGUUGCUGGUUCGAGCACUGGCUCGUCUACCCGAGUGGCGUGUGCAGGUUCAGAAAUGUAAGGCUGUGCAGAUGGUGCUGAACCUCUGCAGCCCGUCCGUCACUGAUAAAUGUCUGAUCGCAGAAGCCUGGUGCCCCAUUAGCCAGCUGCCCGCCCUGCAGAGCGCCCUGCGAGAAGGAGGGAGGAAGGGUGGCAGUAGUGUGGAUUCAUUCUACAACCGUUUGCCGGCCACUACCUCUCCCCCCACACUGUUCCCCACCAACGCCUUCACUGCAGGAUUCCAGAACAUUGUGGAUGCUUAUGGAGUAGCGAGCUAUAGAGAGGUUAACCCAGCUGUGUACACCAUCAUCACAUUUCCCUUCCUGUUUGCUGUCAUGUUUGGAGAUGUUGGGCAUGGCCUUCUGAUGACACUAGCAGCACUCUGGAUGGUUCUGGAGGAGAAAGACCCAAAACUGAGAAACAGUACCAAUGAGAUCUGGCGUAUGAUGUUUGGAGGUCGAUAUCUGAUUCUGCUGAUGGGGUUGUUUUCGAUCUAUACUGGUGCCGUUUACAAUGAGUGUUUCAGUAGAGGCCUCAGCACCUUCUCUUCCGGAUGGCACGUCCAGCCCAAUGCAGAGUACUACAACUGGACUGAGGAGACGUUCAGAAGCAAUCAGUAUCUCUCGCUGGAUCCCAACAUCACAGGCGUUUUCACUGGGCCAUAUCCUUUCGGUAUUGAUCCUAUUUGGGGUCUGGCCAAUAAUCACCUGACGUUCCUCAAUAGCUAUAAGAUGAAGAUGUCUGUCAUUAUCGGGGUCAUUCACAUGACCUUUGGUGUGUGUUUGUCCUUGUUCAACUACAUUCACUUUGGAGAGAUCAGUAGUAUAUUUCUGGUGCUGAUCCCAGAGCUGUGCUUCAUGCUGUGUCUGUUUGGAUACCUGGUCUUCAUGGUGAUCUAUAAGUGGGUGGUGUACGGCCCUCUGACCUCUGAUUCCGCCCCCAGCAUCCUCAUCCACUUCAUAGACAUGUUCCUGUUUACUGUGAACAAGGACAACAAACCACUCUAUGAGGGCCAGAUGACAGUGCAGAAGAUUCUUGUGAUUGUGGCUUUGUUGUCUGUUCCUGUGCUGCUCCUGGGGAAACCAAUCCAAGAAUACAUCACGUACAGGAAGAAGAAAGCUCAGCUUACAGGAGACCGGCGUCCUCUGCUUGCAGAAAAUGGCUCUAUAAACUCUCUCCAGGGUGAGGUGGAAUCAAGAGGAGAAGGAGAAGAGGAGGAGUUUGAUGCAUCGAAUGUGUUCAUGCACCAGGCCAUUCACACUAUAGAGUACUGUCUGGGUUGCAUCUCUAACACGGCCUCGUACCUGCGGCUCUGGGCUCUCAGCCUGGCUCACGCCCAGUUGUCUGAGGUGCUCUGGCUGAUGGUAAUGCGGAUAUCGUUCCAGCAGCACAGUUAUGUGGGGAGUGUCAUCAUGGUUGUUAUAUUUGCCGCGUUCGCUGUGCUUACCAUAUCUAUCCUGCUCGUCAUGGAAGGCCUGUCCGCUUUCCUGCACGCUCUUCGACUUCACUGGGUGGAGUUUCAGAAUAAGUUCUACAGUGGAUCAGGCUACAAGCUCAGUCCAUUCGCAUUCUCGUCUAUAAUCAGUGCCUCCUCUCUCAAUUGACACAAAUUAACUCUAACAUUCCUAAGAUUUCAAAAAAUUAUAGAAUUAUUUUGCUGACAGGGCACACACAAACACACUCACAUUUUAACAUGUAUCCUUUGUUUUAGCAUCUUUGUUUUCUUUUUACUGUUUUGCUUGACUGCCACUAUGCAAAAAGCUGGACCUGAGAAGUGAAAGGGACAUUUUAGAUCUUUGGUAUGAAUCCACAACCAUAAAUUUGUCACUUUGAAACUGUAAUGUCUGAGUACAUGGCUAACACAUGAGGUAAAGGUAAAAGACUUUUAGUUUAAUGAACAGUCAUUUUAAUUAGACCCACAUGGAAUCAAAAGUUAUUUUAACUCCCCUAAUGUGGACAUGCUCUGUAAUCAGGUCUGCAUGAUGAGUGUACUUUUAUUAUGAUAAUGUCAGUACACUGUAUCUGUCUAAUUAGAGUUUAACACCUUAAAGGAAUAUUCCGGGUUCAGCAGAAGUUUAGCUCAGUUGACGGCAUUUCUGGCAUUAUAUUGAUUGCCACAAAAGAUAUUUUUGGCUCGUCCCUUGUUUUUAAAAAAUACAGCAAAAAUCGUGGUUACACUAUGGCACUUUACAAUGGAAGUGAAUGGGGCAAGUCUAUAAUUAUUAAAAUGCAUACCAUUUCAAAAGUGUAGUCACAAGAUGUAAACAUUAUACUUGUUAACAUGAUUGUAGUGUGAUUACUUACCAAUCUUAUGUGUGUAAAGUUAUAUCUAGUUUUACAACUUCAUUGCUAUGACGAUGUAAUGCCAUUAACACUACAAGUGAUUUUUAUCACACAAAAAUGACGUAGAACAGAUUUUCACACUAAAAUCAUGUUAACAUGUGUAAUGUUUUUUAAUUUUUAUAUACUGGCCCCAUGCACUUCCAUUGUAAGUGCCUCACUGUAACUGCCAUUUUUAAACAAUCAAUGGGCGAUUUGAAAGUAUUUUCUGUCUGUUGAGCUGAACUUAUAUUGAACGAAUAUUCCUUUAAGUACAAACAGUUUAUUAUGAAAAUAUGAAAUAAUUUAGCAAUACUGAGUUUAUCAUGUAAGAAUGUGUUUGUAUAAUGUACAUUCCUUAUCCUAAAGAAAGGAGAACUCCUAAAAUAAAGUACAAUUGUCUUUGAAAGAACUAACUAAAUAAGAUGUAUUCGUUCAAUAUUUAACUCGUUAGCUCAGUUAUUCAGUGUGAUAAUCACCAUCUUGAUUUAAGGCGUGAUUUAAAUCGAUUGACCUUUCAUCGAGGUGCUCUUUUAUUAUUGCUUUUCUGUUAUGAUGAAAUUUUGUUUUAUUUUUUUAAGCUGAAUCACAGUGCUGCUGCUUGUAAAGACUUGUGGAACUCCCAACUAUAUCAAUAAAAUAAGACCAAAUGUAAAUCCAAAGUCUCAAUACAGAAGGUGUGGUUUUUGACAUAUCUUCUUUACAAACGUUCAGUGAUGUUCUUAAAAUGUGAAUCACUCUUUUUGAGGUCAUGCCAAAAUAUCUGUCAGGUUGAGGUCAGCACUUUGACUUGACUUUUUCUGUUGAGGAUUUACUCCUACUGAGGCUUUUGAUUUUCUCUAAAGCAUCUGUCUGGUAGCUGUGAACAAAUCUUUUAAAUGAAUGACUCUUUCUCGUUCACUUCCAUAAACUGACUCUGAAUAUCUCCGCAGAUUUGCUAUCUGCUGACCUACAGAACGAGCAUGUCGUUCACAACAAGAAAAGAAAGGGCCACAUUUUUUAGCAAGGUGAAGAAUAUGUGGAUGUUAGUACAGGAUGUGCUACCCGACUUCCCAGCAAUGCACCGGAGCAUGAAUAAAUUAUGCAAAUUACUAAGUACUAUUAAUUUUUGCCCUUUUUGCCUGUUUUAUUUAUACUGCUGUUGUAUUUUUUUGUCACUUUCACUUAUUUGGCAUAUAGGGAUUAUUGAGGGCUAAUAUACUUGUUUCUUUUGGUUGACACUGUUAUUGUGUUUUGUGGGUUAAAUAUUGAGGUCAGUGUGUCUGUAGAAAAGAUAAAUGAUCAAUUUAAUUAAUAAAACUUUAGAGGCUGCCUUUACAUCAUGAUGCAUCAAAAUUAACCAUGAUGUUUUAUCCUUAACCUCACUCAUUACACCAACCUUGCUCGUGCCUGCCCAGAUAUCUGUGGCUUCCCUUAUUAAGACGUCAUAAUUGUUCACUUGUAAUUACAAAUUGAAUAAAAAUAUUUUUACGCAGA
Myxocyprinus asiaticus (Chinese sucker) is the source of this 4828-nucleotide messenger RNA. Its product is annotated as V-type proton ATPase 116 kDa subunit a 3-like. Gene Ontology annotation, cellular component: vacuolar proton-transporting V-type ATPase, V0 domain; plasma membrane; vacuolar proton-transporting V-type ATPase complex. The record is from RefSeq and is a predicted model, not a curated record. Gene Ontology annotation, molecular function: proton-transporting ATPase activity, rotational mechanism; ATPase binding. The transcript is spliced from 20 exons. Gene Ontology annotation, biological process: proton transmembrane transport; vacuolar acidification. NCBI's taxonomy places the organism in Eukaryota, Metazoa, Chordata, Actinopteri, Cypriniformes, Catostomidae. Bases 169 to 2637 code for a protein of 822 amino acids.